UAUUUUGAAAACACGCGGCUGUGUUUUGAUAACGGCUGGGGAAGAAGCUGUCAUUUACGCUCCUCGGGCCGAUUUCUGGUCCGAGAGCUGCAGUUUCCUCAGCUAAACCGACACAAGUGUAACUGCUUCACCCGAGGCCACCAUGGGAUUUACACUGAGACGCUUUCUUGGUGUUAAACCGUCGAAAGCGCCCCUGCUGCUGCCUUUCCUGCUCACACUGCUGCUCGUCGGGAGCCGAAGCGAAAGCGACCCGAUGGACAACGUCGCAACAGAGAGGAUGGCUGAGGAGAGCCACCGACAGGACAGUGCCAACCUGCUCAUAUUCAUCAUGCUCCUGACGCUCACCAUUUUAACCAUAUGGCUCUUCAAACACCGCAGGUUUAGGUUCCUGCACGAAACGGGACUAGCUAUGAUCUAUGGCCUGUUGGUGGGUGUGAUCCUGCGGUUUGGCAUCCAUGUGCCCCAAAGCACGAGCGACGUGAUCCUCAGCUGCGCCGUCAACGCCAGUCCUGCUACUCUGCUGGUCAGCGUGUCGGGGCGCUUCUACGAGUACACGCUGAAGGGGGAGGUCAGCCGUGGCAAAGGUCACCAAGUGCAGGACGACGAGAUGCUAAGAAAGGUAACUUUUGAUCCUGAGGUGUUUUUCAACAUUUUGCUGCCUCCCAUCAUCUUCCAUGCGGGUUACAGUCUGAAAAGGAGACAUUUCUUCAGAAACAUUGGCUCCAUCCUGGCCUAUGCUUUCAUGGGAACAGUCAUAUCCUGCUUUGUUAUUGGACUGAUCAUGUACGGCUUUGUGUCCUUCAUGAAAGUUGUGGGCCAGCUCGGGGGGGAUUUUUACUUCACUGACUGCCUCUUCUUUGGGGCCAUCGUUUCAGCAACAGACCCUGUGACAGUUCUGGCUAUCUUCAAUGAACUAAAAGUAGACGUUGACCUGUAUGCUUUACUGUUUGGGGAGAGUGUCCUCAAUGAUGCUGUGGCCAUCGUCCUCUCCUCUGUUCUCCUACGCUUGGAAAAGCAGAGUAGGCAGGGGGCCGGAGCUGUGCGCUCCACAGGAGAUGAUGAACCAAUCUGGCCCAAGGGGGUGGAGGAAUGGCUGGGAGAAAACCAGACAUUGACUCCUCGCUCCAUUGUGGCGUACCAGCCUGCAGGUGACAACAGCCACAGUUUCGAAGCCAUGGCCAUGUUGAAAUCUUUUGGCAUCUUCCUGGGCGUCUUCAGUGGAUCUUUUGCUCUUGGAGUGGCUACCGGAGUCAUGACUGCUUUCGUGACCAAGUUUACUAAGCUGAGAGACUUCCCCUUGCUGGAGACGGCUCUCUUUUUCCUGAUGUCCUGGAGCACCUUUCUGCUGGCUGAGGCCUGCGGGUUCACAGGUGUAGUAGCUGUGCUGUUCUGUGGAAUCACUCAGGCUCACUACACCUUCAACAAUCUCUCACCCGAAUCUCAGGACAGGACCAAACAGUUGUUUGAGCUGCUGAACUUCCUGGCAGAAAACUUCAUCUUCUCCUACAUGGGCCUGACGCUCUUCUCCUUCCAGUCACACGUCUUCAACCCUUUGUUCAUUAUUGGAGCCUUUGUGGCUGUAUUUAUUGGCAGGGCUGCAAACAUCUACCCCUUGUCCUUCCUCCUCAACCUGGGCCGCAAGAACAAGAUCGGAUCCAACUUUCAGCACGUUAUGAUGUUUGCAGGUCUGCGUGGGGCGAUGACCUUUGCCCUUUCUAUUCGAGACACAGCGACCUACGCCCGUCAGAUGAUGUUUUCAACCACCCUCCUGAUUGUUUUCUUCACUGUCUGGAUCUGUGGAGGGGGCACUAUGCCCAUGCUGUCCUUUAUGAGCAUACCAGUGGGAGUGGAUUCUGAUCAAGAACACUCUAGUUCAGCCGUGUUGGAUGGGUCACAGCGGAGGAACACCAAACACGAGAGCGCCUGGCCUUUCAGGAUCUGGUAUAACUUUGACCACAACUACCUGAAACCCCUGCUGACCCACAGUGGUCCUCCUCUGACUGCUACCCUGCCUGCUUGUUGUGGACCUCUGGCACGAUGCCUCACCAGCCCACAGGCCUAUGAGAAUGAAGGCCAGCUCCACGACGACGACUCUGACUUCAUCCUGAAUGAUGCCAGCGUGAGCUCCAUGUACGCCGACGUCACCGUCAGCACGGACGCAUCCGGAUCGCGCACCAUCAACCCCAAGCGGUCCUCCGCCGCCAGCGCCGGGGGCGGCCCGUUCGACGAAGGUCUGGAUCACGAGCUCGCCACGGCGGAACAUGAAGUGGCGAUCCGGGGCACACGCCUGGUCCUGCCCAUGGACGACCCGGUGGAGCCCCCGACCACCGUCACCCUGCCGCCACCACCAUCCCCGCCACGCUCCGAACCUCGCAGACACAGACUGUGAGAGAGAUUUGCACUGUCAGGAGACGUGGUUUGUUGUUCUCAAGUUCAAAAAUCACACACGAUCCCAGUUGAUUUCACAGCAAAAUGAAUCGUUUUAAUUAAUGUGUUUGGAUUUUUGAACAAACUGCUUUUAUGGUAUGAGUUCUAUUUACGUCUCAUGUUGACGGGACCACUUCUCUGUCUAACAUGCUGUUUUAAAAUUGUGUCAGCUUUUACCAACUUGAGAUGUGAUUGAUUUACCUCCCCAUUUAGGUGGAUUUUGAAUGUGAAUAAUGCACUACAUGUAACUUAAGGAACUUUAAAUCAAGACCAUCUCAAGUUUAUAGGCUACUUCAAAUCAUAUGAGAUGCACAUUUAGCCACUACUAAGGAGGCUAAAAAUGGGACUUUGCUCCUACGUUUGUACUACUGUGGUGAUAUGCCAGUACUCUUUAAAAGCCCCAGCUCCUUCUAGGUGUGUGGGUCGACCCAUAGAACAGCUGUAUAUGCAGUUUACCUUUCUCUCUGUGGUGGUGGAGUUCCUACUGGCGACAGUUUCUUUAUUUGUCCAGCUUCCUACAGGUACUGAAGAUCACAAUCACCCUGAAAUCUUUAACAUUCAGCACUGUUUAAAAGCAUUUACAGUACCAUUGCAUUACUAACUUCACUAACAAAGAUUGUUUGACUUGACCUCAAGUUAUCUUACUCUCCAUCCCGUAUGUUUGCCUCUCUUUCAGAGUUCAUUAGUGUAGGAGGUUUAAGGAGGAGAACCGGGUAUUGUGAUUAUGAAAGUAGGAAGCAAAUGAGCAGACAGGAGCCGUACAAAUAUUUUCUACUGUAAGAUUAUCGGUAGACACUGAUAGAUCAAAAGAACAACACACUAAAAACUGCUUCCACAACACUUUCCGGAAGCAUCUUCACACUGAUUUUUAGCGCUGCCUGACUCUUCUGCAGUCGUUUUACUCAUUGAUUUAUUUAUUUAACAAAAAUUGAUUUAUUUAUACACUGAUUUAUGUAGUUUAUUUAUUAUUUAUUUAUUGUUGUGUAGUGUGGCAUUCACGGCUGCACGGUGGUGUGUUUUUUUUUCUUUUUAAAUAAAAAAAACAAAACACUACGACUUUUCCCAUAAGGUACAUUGUACAGUAAGGAAGUCACAGGGGAGGUGGAUAUUCAUUCCAGGAGUUUGUGUGCAUGUUAACAAAAAAUAUCUCCUUCCCGUACUGUAGCAGAUGCUUCUACUUUACAGCUGGAAACUAGAGCUUCCCUGUGUGUGUUAUACAGUAACUGUAUGUGUGUGUAUGUAUGUGUGUGUGGCUGAUCUGGCCAAAUGUGGUUAUUAGGGCUAAUGUUUGUUUCCAGGUUUUCUGCCACCAUCUGGUUGAAUCUUCUUUAAAAAAAAACAAACAAAAAAAAGUAACUGCCGUGUCUUUGUGAUGUUUAUCAUCAAAGAUAACUGAGGGCUGGCUGAACUGUUUUGAAUAAAAGUGCCUAUUCAGAAACUCGAUUACUUAAUGUAGAUUUGUACAUAUUUUGAUUUGCUAAUGUGCAGUAAGACAUCUUUUUGGUUUUUAUAUGCCAUGAAACCUUUAAAUGUUGAAUAUUUCCAGUGCUCCCAGUAUAAAUAGGCCAUGAGAUGACUGCCUGUGGUGUAACUAUCUGUGCAUUCAAUGGUGGAGACCCCAAAAGAGUGCAAACUAAAAUAUUGUGCUUUAUAGACAAUAACACUGAUAUUUUGUCAGGUCUAAACAUUUUUGUGAGCAGUGUACUUAUGGAAAACAUGUACUUUAUCAAAAGGUAUAUGUAACAUUUCAAAAUGAAAUAGUAUUUAGUAGCUGAAUUUGAAUUUGAGAGGCAAAGGAAAGGUACUAGGAGGAUGUCUCUGACUUACUGAUACGGUGUUGAGCUCGUCUGUUCUGUUCUGGCCUCAGUAAGAGAUACUUUGCACUUAGAUAUCUCCUUUGUUAACUGAGACCCUGUUUGUCUUGAUUUCUGCUGAGCAGGCCUGUCUAAUACAGUGACUUUUAGGACUGAGUUGAAAGUUGAUUUCUAGUCAAAAAUGAUAUCAGAUAUGAAAAUGUUUGUUUUUAAUUGUGUCAAGCUGCACAUGAGUUGUCUUUUUGAUCUUCAAGCAGUAUUCUUAAUAUGAGGUUUGAGUUUCUUGCAUAUUCAUCCAGAGAUGUGGACAUGCAUCUGUGUCCUUUGAUUUUUCAUUUCUGGUUUAACUGAUAUUUGAACAAUAAAACAAAACCCAUACUUUGAUUUAUAUGACAGUUUUGAAGACACUGUUGUAAUCAACCACAUUUAAGACUAAAGAUCUGAAAAUGUUCCAUGAUGUUUCUACUGAUUGUGGAAACCUUAUUUGUGAAAAGUAUUCCUGCAAUAGGUCCAUAAGUGAAUGUUUUUAAAAUGUUGAGGGAAAAAUAAUCUCUGAUGAAAUCGAUUAUUUUUUUUUUCCCCUGUGUAGUUCUGAAGUUUAACAGUGUGUCUUCAGUCUGACAUCUUGCGAGUGUACUGAAAGAAAAUAAAAACACCUUUUGAAACUGA
This is a messenger RNA of Amphiprion ocellaris (clown anemonefish), 4910 nucleotides long. Its product is annotated as sodium/hydrogen exchanger 6-like. The coding region runs from base 143 to 2389 and encodes 748 amino acids. NCBI's taxonomy places the organism in Eukaryota, Metazoa, Chordata, Actinopteri, Pomacentridae. Gene Ontology annotation, cellular component: membrane; recycling endosome. Gene Ontology annotation, molecular function: sodium:proton antiporter activity. The record is from RefSeq and is a predicted model, not a curated record. The transcript is spliced from 17 exons. Gene Ontology annotation, biological process: proton transmembrane transport; sodium ion transport; regulation of pH.